AUGUACAUUGUCAAGAGGGGACAAUUGCAGGUCGUCGCAGACGACGGAAUCACCGUCUAUGCUACGUUGACAGACGGUAGCGUCUUUGGUGAAGUGAGUAUUUUGAACAUUGCCGGUAAUAAAACUGGUAAUCGGCGCACGGCGAAUGUUCGCAGUAUCGGUUACAGCGAUCUGUUCUGCCUUUCCAAAAAUGAUUUGUGGGACGCACUUGCUGAGUACCCGGCGGCCAAAAAACAGUUAAUCGAAAGGGGUCGGCAGCUUCUGCUAAAGGAUAACCUUCUCGAUGAGGAGAUCCUCAAGAAACAGGAGGAAAAUGAGGAGACCACCUCGCAAGCUGUCACUCGGCUUGAAACAAGUCUGGACACGCUACAAACGAGAUUCGCAAGAUUGCUGUGUGAUUUUAACACCACUCAGCAAAGGUUGAAACAACGAAUCACAAAAUUAGAAAAAAUCUUAGCUAGAGAAGAUGACGCCAUCUCAAAAAUAUCUAAUGUAUCGAAUGCCGAUUCGUAG
This is a messenger RNA of Acanthosepion pharaonis, 513 nucleotides long. The record is from the annotation of a GenBank genome assembly. Lineage: Eukaryota; Metazoa; Mollusca; Cephalopoda; Sepiida; Sepiidae.